UGUCAAACCUGAAAUACACAGGAAAAAUAAUCGAAAAAUGGUCGAGUGAAGUCACUAUAAAAAUUAUUAUUAUUAUUUAAUAACAAAAUUUCUAUAUAAUUUAUAAUCGGGGCAAUAAAGUUUAGAUCAUUAGGAAAAUGUCAUUAGCAAAGACCCCACUAUUACGUAUCGGACAGCAAGACUUGAAGUGUCGCAAAGGCUGUGGAUUUUAUGGAAAUGCCCAAUUCGAUGGACUAUGCUCGAAGUGUUUCAGGGAACGUAACGACAAAAGAAAAAGACAAAUUGGUUUAACCACUUCAAAAAUCGAUCCUGCCCUACCAAAGUCACAACCGGGACGACUUUCUCCCAAAAACAUUCUCAAUCAAGCACAGCAGCUGUCACCUUCACGGCAUGCCAGUAACCAAAGCAGCGAUCAGGGAACAUUGAAGAAAAAGUUUUCCGUCUUUCCAAAGUCCUUCCCUACACCUAAAUUACAAAGUAGAGAAGAACAACGGCCAUAUGUGCCUGAUCCAACAGAAAGCCAGUUUAUACUACAGCUCAAACAACUGAGAAUACCCGACGAUGCCAAACGAAAGUUAAAAAAUGACAUCCAACGUCUCGACAACGCAAUUCGAUCCUACAUGAACACCAGCAAUAAGAACAUCGACGAGUUAUCUGAGAUUGUUCAAAAUGCCUACACAAAGCUCGGUGAAGUCGUCAAUACGGACUCACGUUUUGCAAUAACAACAAGUGAAGAACGUGAGGCGACUAUUGAUUUCUUUGAGAAAGUUGUAAUGACCCAGAAUCACAAAUUUUUAUUUUCACCUUAUUUUACUUCGGACGAAGAGAAUGAUGCCCAAAUUCAGAAACGCAUCCGACAAUUGAGUUGGAUAACUGCAAAGCAUUUAGUUUGCAGCAUUGACGAGGUAAAUGCUGAAUCGAGGGAACUUGUUUACAACGCAAUAACUGAACUAGUCGGAAUAGACUCUUACUAUUCACCACAGGAAAAACUCGAAUGCACGGUGCGCUGUUGUCGACACAUAUUUGCCCUAUUAAAACAUGCAUCAGGUGGUCCAGCAAGUGCUGAUGAAUUUUUACCUGCUUUGAUUUUUGUCGUUCUCAAAGCAAAUCCAGUACGAUUACAUAGUAAUAUAAACUUUAUAACACGUUUUAGUAAUGCCUCGAGGCUGAUGAGUGGUGAAGGUGGUUAUUACUUUACCAAUCUUUGUUGUGCAAUUUCAUUUAUUGAAAAACUAAAUGCAGAAAGUUUAGAAAUGUCCAUUGAUGAUUUCAAUUCGCUGAUGUCUGGUGAAAAGGCGUAUAGCACACCGUGGGAAAGUGCUUUGUUGGCGUGUGAGAGUCUGCAUCUUAUAUCGGAGAAUAUGAAACGAAUGGAAUUGCUAAAGAAAAGGAAUUCCAAUAUUCUCAAUGGAAUCACAAACCUUUCAAAGGAGAUGAAUGAUUUUAAGAAUGAUGUGAUUCAAAAAGUUGAAGCUACAUUAAGUCGCGCUCCAUUAACUGUUUUACCCAUAAAGACACCAACUUUCCUAAUUAGCCAAAUUCGCUCCCACAACAACAACAGUGCAGAUUUGAGUUCAACAUCUAAUAAAGUCGAAUCCGAACCGUCUGGACAUUUUCAAACAAAUAUCCUUGCGUCAAUUGACAAUGACCAAUCUGCAGCCAUAUUUAAAAAUAAACUAAUCCCAGUUUCAAUUGUUCCGAUGACAAACGAUAAUUUAGUGGAUUUAACAAAAGAAGACGACAAUGCAAUUCCUAUUAUGUCAACGUUAGCUCUCAAAGAUACAACCAAAGAUCGACUGUCACCAGGGACGGCAGCGACUGCUGGUUCAUCUAUGUUAUCCAACAAUACCACAGAUUUGUUAUUCGCCUCACCUAUUUUCAACUACACGCCUUUUGAUACUGCGUCUUUGGAUGGUGUUGAAACCCCCGACGAUUUGCUAACUACCACCACAUCGGAGUUUAAAGGAGGCCUAACAAAUAUCAACUAUGACUUUGAUUUAUCGGAUCUAAGCGGAGAGAAUAGUGUUGCCGAAGAAACUAAAUUCGAUUUGGAAGAAUUCGAUCCACUUAUGAAAAAAGACAACGACCUAGUUCAAACCUCCUCCGCCGCCGUCGUCGACAAUUUGACUGGAAGUACAGACCAGGGUAUCAGCAUACCCAAUAAAGACUCAGAAUCAAAGCAGCCAAAGAGUUUGCUCGAAAGUGAUUCUCCGCCCAAUGGAGUUCAUUUACCCUCACCAAUCAAACCAACUACUGUAACCGAUUAUAAGGGAUUUUCUAAUAUUAAUAUUCCGUCGAUAUCGUGCAACACAGGAGAUUUUAGUUCUAUAAAUAAUUCCAAUAAAUCUGAGGAUGUGUUGACAAGUGGUCGGGGACGUGGCGGUAGUGGUGGGGGCUAAAUUAAAAUUUGUUACAACAAAAUAAGUGGGAAAGAAUUGUUUCUGUGUUAUUUUUACUUAGAAUUACAUAAAUUAAAAAAUUGUUUUCUUUUUUCUCUGUCGAAAUUAAAAUAUUUAUCCUGAAAUGAAUUCAAAAUAAAGCUGUUUCAACUGCUGCAAAAAUGUUU
Eupeodes corollae is the source of this 2566-nucleotide messenger RNA. It is a transcript of the gene Rabex-5, whose product is annotated as rab5 GDP/GTP exchange factor. Lineage: Eukaryota; Metazoa; Arthropoda; Insecta; Diptera; Syrphidae. The record is from RefSeq and is a predicted model, not a curated record. Gene Ontology annotation, molecular function: small GTPase binding; zinc ion binding; guanyl-nucleotide exchange factor activity. The transcript is spliced from 7 exons. Gene Ontology annotation, cellular component: endocytic vesicle; cytosol. Bases 138 to 2399 code for a protein of 753 amino acids. Gene Ontology annotation, biological process: vesicle-mediated transport.